UUAAUGGGAGAAUCUGGAUACAUUGAACUAUUUUCGGAAAUUAAAACUAGCUCAAUGGAUGGAAUAAUAAAGCAAGAACCAAAUCAAGAAAUGGGUCCAUCCUCUGCGUCAGUACCAAUACCAGGAGGACAUAGAAGUACUAGAGGUGUAUAUGAUCAAUUCUCACCAUCUCCAUUAAUGUCAAUAUGGCCCAACAAAUCAGAUCACAUAGAAUCACCUUUUAAGGUAGAUUCUGAUCAAUUAGAUGACUUUUUUAAAACAGAAAGGUGGGAAGAUGAUGAUAUACUACAAGUGGACAAAGCAGAUCUUAUACAAGGACCUACACUUGCUGAAUUAAAUGCAAAUGAUGAUACACUUCUUGGUGAUUUAAAUUUUGAUGAUUUACUUUUACCAGAAGAAAGAGUUCAACCAUUUAAAAUGGAUGUCAGUACAACUCAAUCAGUUGGUCCAUUAUUUAAUGAUAACAAUGCUAGUUUUGCUCCAAGUAGUUUUCCACAAUCUGGAUUAACGUACCGUAACAUUUGCCCUACAUAUAUAAAUGCACAUGGAUUCAAUUUGAAUAUAAAUAUCAAUGUUGCUGAUAAUUUGGAAACAAUUAGUCCCAAUGCUUUUCCAAGUCCAGGAACUAGUAAUAUUGCAGGUAGUUCAACUGCAAGUUCAUCAACAUCUCCACAUCCUAUGAAUAGGCCUAAUGGACAGUCUGCUCUUCAUGAAUUAUUGAUGAGACGAUGUGAAAAUUCUUUUGAUAGUUCUAUGCGUGGACAGAUGGAUAUUGCAUGUACAAACAACAAGUCUAAGGUGUCUAGGUUAUCAAUGUCUGCACCAUCACAGACUAUGGGAUUAGAACAGAUUUGGGCUCGUAGAGAACCACGUCCACAUUUAUUAAGUACUGGUAGUCUUGGUGUUGUUGAAGCAGGUUCAACAAGUAGUUUAAGUACUGGAAGUGCACUUAGUCCUGAUCCACUCUAUCAUAUUGACCAUCUUAGUCAUGAUGAAGGUUAUGAAGAUAGUGAUGAUGACAGUGAUCAUUAUGAUGAUUAUAGCAGUGAUAACGAUACAGGUGGUAGUGAUGGAGAAGAUCAACACAGUGGAAGUAGAGUAGGAAGUGGAAGUGUGGAUUCAAAUCGAGAAAGUAAACAUAGUAAGAAAGAACGAUAUUUUUGGCAAUAUAAUGUUCAGGCAAAAGGGCCUAAAGGACAAAGACUUGUUGCAAGGGCACGUCUUGAAGAUCCACAUAUUUUAAAUGAAGCCACGGACCCUGUUUUUAGUCCUCAUUGUGCACUGCGUGGAAUUAAACACAGUGGAAAAGCCCGAAAAGGAGAUGGAAAUGAUCUUACUCCGAACCCACGUAAAUUGUAUAGUAUUGGUCGUGAAUUGGAUAAAUUGUCUCGUAUUAUUAAUGAUAUGACACCAGUUUCGGAAUUACCAUUUACGGCAAGACCUAAAACGCGCAAAGAAAAAAAUAAACUUGCUUCUCGGGCAUGUCGAUUGAAGAAAAAAGCUCAGCACGAAGCGAACAAAAUAAAACUUCAUGGUUUGGAACAAGAACACAGACGAUUAAUUCAAGGUAUAUCUCAAGCUAAACAAACACUUGCAGCAAAAUUAACAGAACCAAAUCCUGAAAAUCAAGAAGAAUUGACACGUCAAAUGGAGAGAUGUUGCAAAUUAGCCACCAAAAUACAAAUAGCAAAUCAUACGACCGAUUUUGUCAACAAAGUAUUGGAUAAAGUACGUGCUGGUGUACCUGAUGGUGGCAUCGACGAUUUUUAA
This is a messenger RNA of Habropoda laboriosa, 1770 nucleotides long. RefSeq names its product protein CREBRF homolog (gene REPTOR). Gene Ontology annotation, cellular component: nucleus. The record is from RefSeq and is a predicted model, not a curated record. The transcript has 5 exons. Gene Ontology annotation, biological process: regulation of transcription by RNA polymerase II; response to unfolded protein. NCBI's taxonomy places the organism in Eukaryota, Metazoa, Arthropoda, Insecta, Hymenoptera, Apidae. Gene Ontology annotation, molecular function: DNA-binding transcription factor activity, RNA polymerase II-specific; RNA polymerase II transcription regulatory region sequence-specific DNA binding. Bases 4 to 1770 code for a protein of 588 amino acids.